Messenger RNA from Paralichthys olivaceus (Japanese flounder), 6655 nucleotides. The record is from RefSeq and is a predicted model, not a curated record. NCBI's taxonomy places the organism in Eukaryota, Metazoa, Chordata, Actinopteri, Pleuronectiformes, Paralichthyidae.
CAGGCAACCUCAAAAUUUUUAGGUGAAUCUGUUCUGUCUGAAAAUAGGGCUUGUGCAGGCAUACAUAUGAGGUUUUUAAGUAACAGCAACACAGUUGGGAUUUCUGUAGUAUUGUGGUCACAUUCAUCACUGCUGCAAGGACAAGGACCAGAGCCCAGGAAAGAGGGCACCCUCUGUCCGUGUCUUGCCAUUCGGGAUGUCUAGUCUGCUGUUUCUGUAGUGGAGAAGACCACCACCUCAACGACUGCUAACAGUGGCUCGGCCAGUCGAUCACCAUGCCUCACUUAAGUGUCAGUCCCUACUCAAAGUCUAACUGUUGCCCUCUCUGGUUCAUAUGUGUUCUUCUGGGCCUCUCAGCUGUACACACUCAUGCCAAAGAUGUCCUCAGUGUACCCCAGCAGGUGAGCCUGUCGGCCAACAUGUUCACGCAGCAGCUUUCCAUAUCGUGGCUGGGAGGAGCCGCCACAACGUUUGACCUCAUGAUCCUUAGAACUGAACUUAAUCAAACUGUCUUCUACGAGACACUGUCUGUGACAGUAAAUCCGGUGAGUGGUCGACACCAGUGGAACUGGACCUCAGUUGAACCUCUGGAGUGUACCUCUCUGUCAAUUAAAGUCCGCUCAAGAGAUGGACACAUGAUAAGUGAAUGGAGCAGCACUCAUAUACUUCAAGGAAAGGAUAUCCCCAGCAUUGUCAAAUCCGAGGUGUUUCCCGAGGAUAGAAUUGUACCUGUGGGGGCCAUAACUACCUUCUGCUGCAUUGUGGAGGAAGGGAAGGUCUUUGGUGCGAUCAGCUACGGAGGUGCUGCGAUGAAUACGACUCGACUCAGCAGGCGGACUUACGCCACCACGCUGGUUAAUCAAGGACCAUCCGGCAGCUCGGGAACCAACGUUGUCUGUUCCGACAGCCUGAAGGUGUCAUCUGGAGCCGUGGUGUUUGUUGGAUAUCCACCUCUGCCCACUGAUUUUGUGUGUGAAACUCACGACUUAACCUCAGCUGUAUGCCAUUGGACUGAAGCGCGAGACACACACCUCUAUGGCAAACGGGGAACACGCUACUCGCUGAACCAGAGGGGUUGUACUCAGGGAAGGCUGCAGCAGAAGCAUAAAGUGUGUUCUGUGGCCAAGUGGGAGGAUAACUGGACACUGGUAGCCGUGAAUCCUCUCGGCGAGUACAGCCUCACUGACUCUGCUGAAAUCAGUCACAGAGUGCAUCCAAUAGCACCAGUCAACAUGAGCUCCGUUGUCAGUGCCUGGAAUGCCACUGUACUGUGGCAGUGGAAGUACAGUAGCUAUUCCUCCCUGGGUCUUGUCUGUCAGGUCGAGCUCACCUGCCAUGGUUCCAAAAAAAAUCUUACUGUCUCUGGUGUAGGUCUGCAGUCUGUGGUUCUAUCAGACCUUUAUCCUGAUAAAGAGUACAGUGUUCAAAUCGGCUGUGGUGCCCAGCACAAUUUCUGGAAGUGGGGAAACUGGAGCGAACCAUUUACCUUCAAAACCAACACUUAUGUUCCAGAGGCCCCUGAUGUGUGGAUAUGGAUGAACAGAGACAACACUGGGCUGAUUGUUUGGAAGCCUCUGACAAGAAGACAGAGCCACGGUCAGAUCAUAGGUUAUGAAGUCACUCUCUGGAGCACUGAGGGAAAUGUACAGCACACACAGAUUUUUUCACCAGGAACUACGGCUGCACCAGUCAACUUCACACAGAAUGCUGCCUUAAGUAGUGACAAGAUCAUUGCAACUAUCAUUGCAAAGAAUGCUGCUGGGUCAUCUCAACCUGCCAGUGUAGUCAUACCCCUACGUUUGACAGAACCCCUUGCUGUGUCCAGGGCAGUUUACACAGAGAGAGGUUUCCCUCUGACCUGGCCGAGCGAGGCCAACGCCACAUGUGGUUAUGUAGUAGAAUGGAUAGAUGCUGUCUGCUCGAGGGACUGCUCCGUGGAGUGGAUCAAGGUGGCUGCUGGAAACACAAAUGUUUCCAUUGAGUCGGCCAACUUCCAGCCAGGUGUGAGGUACAACUUUUCCCUGUACAGCUGCUCCUCUGAAGGCCAAGAGCUGCUUCAGCGCUGGCAAGGAUAUGUGCAGGAGCUGGUCCCUUCCAGUUCUGUCCUUCUAUCAACCAGUCAGCAGAACUCUGAUGUUCUUCUCACCUGGGAAGAGAUCCCACUGCUCAACAGAAGAGGUUUCAUCCUGGGCUACAAUGUUUACAACAGUACUGUCUCUCAAUUAAAAAUUCUAGUAACUCUGCCAGAUAAAGGAAACAGGAGCUACACAGUAAAGGGGCUCUCUGAGGGCUCCCAUAAAUUUACUGUCAACGCCUACACCUCGGCCGGCGAAGGCACAGGCGCCACUGCCUCCAUAACACUGGAACCAUAUGCUGAUUGGCUGAUCCUGGAAAUCCUGACUUCUCUGGGAAUCACAGCCCUAUUCCUCGUCAUUGUCACCUUCAUUUGCUACAAGAAGAGAAAAUGGGUGAAAAGGGCAUUCUAUCCAGACAUACCUGAGCCCAAGCUGCCUGGUGAUUGGUCCAGGACACCGGGGCCAUUGCACGUGAAGCCAUCUUCCCAUUGUAUAAUGCACAUUGUAGAAAAGCCUGAGUGGGAUUCUAGUAAGGAGGCACUCGUUGUCAUUCCUGAAGAAGAUGAGGAUGAAGAAGGGCAGGGGAUGGGAGAAGAGUCAGUUGACACAGAUGAGCCAACUUCGUUACACUACUACAACCAAGUAGUAGAUGAGAGGCCCAUAAGACCACGUUUCCCAGACUCCUCUGAUUCCUCUGCAUCUUCUGUGGAUUCAGCACGCACUGAUGUGACGUACACAGGAAUCCAGACUUCAGGGUCGUCACUGGUCUUCCAGCUGGAUUCACAGGGCUCCUCUGAGGGCCACCAACCCCACGCUGAUCUAUCUGUCAGUGGUGAAGGUGGAGGGGGCUACCGGCCCCAGAUGCAAGCUAGAGCCCCAAGUAACGACAUUGCUCUGGCUUCUCCUGAGCCUUUCAUAGAGGCCCAGGCUGCCAGUGGUGGGGGCUAUAAACCCCAGAGCUCCUGGCAUUUGGACUCCCCCGUGGAGGGCGAUGAAAGUGGAGGCCGGGCACCCUCUCUCGGAUCCCCCACCUCUGUUGCGUCCACCCAGUUUCUCCUCCCUGAUGGAGAAGAACACAAAGAGGAGAGGCGACAGCCAUCAUCGUCAGCAACAACCUGGUUCACCAAUCUGCUGUCAUCCGCAAAACCAUUAUAAUCUCUGUGUCACUGCUAGAGAUUCAUUACUUUUACCAGUGUCAUGCAUCAAACAAGUUUACCCCAAAUGGUCUUGGUAAAUAUUCCCUCUGAUGUAGCACUACAUCCUUACGUUUGCAUUACGACAGCAGGUUAAUGAUCGUAUUCAAGGUGUCUAUUUCCACACAUACAGAAAUACACAUAUAUUGUUAAAUAUCAUGAAUCAAAAACUGUAUAUUUAUACACCAAAACAUUUCUAUUCUGACAAAGAUUCUUUUCAGCAUAUUUCUUCAGACCUCUUUUCUUCCAUUAUUAUUACUCCCUCUGGUAACCUGUUUGGUGGCUGUUAGGAUAAAUCCCCUCACUGCCUUUUCUGUGACUCCCUAUAAUGGGCAUUUAGCGACGGCAUAGCCAAUGUUUCAGUUGAUCCUGUCCAGUUUUUAGCUGACACUUCACAUGUUUUUAGUUUACGUGAUGUGAACUUUACUGCACUACAGAAGAAACUGAAAACAAGAACGCUAUCCAGUAAGACUGUAGGACAUUUUUAAGAGAACACUACAGAUGAGUGUUUAAAUAGAAGGUAGCUGAGAAGACAGAAAUCCUCCCUCUCUCCACUAUUUCCCCGUCUUGUGCUGGUCUGUAGUUUGGGGUAAUCCUGCCUCCUGACCACUGACGAGCUACUGAAAGAAAGAAAAAACGUAAAUGUUAAUUGAAAACACUCAUUAUUUUACACAGAUACUGGAGUGGUGCUUUCUUUUGUAGUCUGGAAUUGUGUGGGCGAUGAGCCCAAUACACUGAUAUAAGCUAGAAAAUGAAUGCAAACUGAUGUAAUUUUAUGAAUGAACACUAUUCUGUUAUGUUUGCAUGUUAUUGUUGUGAUGUCUUCCUUAACCAGUAGAGUUUUAUUUUUUUAAUUGUCAAGACAUGCAGUUCAUUUUACGGUCGGGCCAGUGACUUUUUUUUUUAUUAUGUGUCGUGAAUCAUCAUCAAGUUGAUGAUUGAACAAAUUAUGAGUUAACUUGGAUGGGUAAUUACAUUGUUUAAAUCCUCUUUCACAUGCUGCCUGAAUGUUGUGCAUAAUGAACCAGAAUGUGACUAGGUAGAGCGUGUACCUCUGCUGAGGCCCAACAUUCUUCUUAUGAAACCACAUUUCAAUUCACUAGAUCUGCUUCGUUUAAGAAAGUAAAAAAAACUUCCUGAAUCCUCUCCCCGAUUCAGAUCCUCACCAACAUUUAAUGAGUUCUUCCUUGGGUCCUGCCCCACAUAAUUUCAGAGAAAUCAAACAAAUGCAGAUGACAACAUAAGCUCAUUUGCAAAAGUAAUUUUUAUAACAAUGCAGUUUACAACUGAAAAUAAAUGCAGUGCUUAAAGCACACAGGCAUGGAGUGUAAUGUACAAAAAGUGUAUGUUUAAUCUUGAUACUUUUCUUUAGUUGCAUUAUUUUUAAACCCAGAGAGAAGGUGGAUUUGCUGUGCUUAGAAGCUUGUUUAAUUCUCACUAGAGACUACUUUAAAAGUUUUUCUUUUAAUUGCAAAGUUUUCUUGAAGGCACCAUGUAAUAUGUUGUGAUUGGAGAAAGGGACCAAGGGGAGAGCUUGAAUCUAUAAUUUUAGCUCUUGUUGACAAAAUGUGGGGAAAAGACUGUGACUAUUGGUUGCUUGGAAGAACUUACAUCUCUGUAAUGGUGUCAUAGCCCAAGUACACUUCACAUACUCCAUGAGCUCUCCACUUGUGUAUACACAGUAUGGGUGUAACGGAUGCAUUACUGGCUAGGCCUCCCAAGAGUAUCAUUAUGCAAGUAUUAUCCUUUGACAUUGAAGUCAAAUGGUGACAGGAUGGUUUUCAGUUAGACCCUAGUUUGUCUGUGUGGCAACCUGUGGUCUAUUGUUUCUCAGUGCCUCCAGCCAACAAGCUUUAAGCAAAACUACUGUGACAUGACUGAUGAGUUAGAUUAAUGUGGGUGGCUUCACGGAAUCACUCAUUACAGGCAGGCAGUCCUCUUUGACUACUGAGAAAAAUAUAUCUCCUCUUUCUCCUUAUCUCGUAACACUGAUCUGAAGUAUAACUUUUAAAUUUAUCUUUAAUUGUGUGAGAUCAGAUCAGUAACGAUCACUUCCAGACAGUGGCAUAGGGUGGAUAAAGUUUUGAGUAUUUAAAGGUUCAGUGUGUAUCUAGAGGUGAAGUUGCAUCUGAUUACUCUGCAUCUCACCCUCACCAGUGGUGAACUUCAUUUGUCAUAAAAACUCAAAAUGAUUUAGUUUAUCCAGUUUGGACCACAGUAAAAAAAAAAACAACAUGGCAGCCUCCACAGAGAGCACCCCUCUCCAUAGUUUUCAGAUAUAAAGGGCCAAUUCUUUGGUAAAGAAAACAACAAUACAUACAAUUUAGAUGAAACACACCAGUGAAAACAUCACUAGGAUUAUUUUAUAUUCAAUUUCUGUCAAAAAUUCCUUUCACCUAAAUCUUACACACUGGACCUUUAAACAUGGUUGCAAAUUGUUUUCCUUUAAAGCCUGCUUUCUCAGCCCGGCAGCGCUUUGGAGUCUAACCUAUGAACGCUAUGUGUUACAUGCUUUUAUGUUGAUUUGGAUCAACAAAAUGGCCUCUUGAUUUUUCUCUAAAUCUUUGUUUUUGUACAACUAACUGUAUAUUAUAAUGUUUAUUCCAUUUGCUUCCUUCUAACAAGACAAAAAUGCAUAUGAUGUUUUACAUUGGAAAUGAUAUACUCUAUAUUGCAACAUGCAGAGUUAAUGUUGACAAAGAUUUGUGUUGAGGACACCUGAUAUAUUAAGUCCUAUGAAAGGUAGAGCAUCACACUCACACUGUAUCUUUGUUGUGUGUCAACCCAUGAAAAGCUUUUAAGGUGUGUUUGAAAAAACAUGUAAAUGAAUUAGAAUUGUGAUCCUGUCCUAAUACCUAGUUUAGCCUGCUUUGCAUUACUAUCUUAUCACAGCAGUGUAGCUUUGCCGAAUUGUAAGUAGGGCCAGAAUACUAACCAUGCAGACUCAUACAUGGCAACUGCUGACAUGCAAUUUUCCAUUCAGUCCAUUAUCUUUUCCAAAUAUCCAUUCACACGUUUAAUUGGAGACUGUGUUUGGGGAUUUUGCAGGAUUACAGCCGGGUACACUUGCUGCCUUACACAUCUUCAUCUCUGGCCCUAGAUGGUUUGCUGAAUCAAUGCAUGUUGUAUACACUGUUCGUAAACACACAGCUCCAAGUUUACGUUUCCCUAUAGCUUUAAAACACUAACUAAGAUGUGCAUGGCAAUAUGACUGAAGUAUCAUGCACCUGAACAUGCUUUAAAAUUCAUGAUGUUUUGCAAAAAUAUUUUUAAUAUUAAUUGAAUGAAAAGACAAAGUGAAGCUCUACAUGAAUGAAUAAAUGUUAACACUAAUAACACAAAGUGAAAUGCUACUUGUUUAAUGGCAAUAAAGUUAUUUGUCUGGCU